This is a messenger RNA of Marmota flaviventris (yellow-bellied marmot), 10675 nucleotides long. Lineage: Eukaryota; Metazoa; Chordata; Mammalia; Rodentia; Sciuridae. The record is from RefSeq and is a predicted model, not a curated record.
GCAGAUCGGGAGCGGCGCCGAGAAAAAUAUCUUUACUAGAUGACAUUUCAUCGCAAUGUCCGAUCGUCUGGGGCAAAUAACCAAGGGCAAGGAUGGGAAAAGCAAGUACUCGACUCUCAGCCUGUUUGACAAGUAUAAAGGAAGACCAGUAGACGCCACCAGGUCCUCAGUUAUUCCUAGACAUGGCUUACAGAGUCUCGGGAAAGUGGCCACAGCCCGGCGCAUGCCGCCGCCUGCAAACCUGCCAAGCCUGAAGUCUGAAAACAAAGGAAACGACCCCAGCAUUGUGAUAGUGCCCAAGGACGGCACGGGAUGGGCAAACAAGCAGGAGCAGCCCGACCCAAAGAGUUCCAGUGCGACGGCCUCUCAGCCGCCGGAGUCGCUGCCGCAGCCGGGUUUGCAGAAGUCUGUCUCCAAUUUGCAGAAGCCGACACAGCCGAGCAGUCAGGAGAAUACAAAUUCAGUGCCAGGUGGACCAAAGUCAUGGGCACAGCUGAAUGGAAAGCCAGCAGGACACGAAGGUGGUUUAAGGGGCUCAAGCCGACUGUUAUCCUUCUCUCCCGAGGAAUUUCCGACGCUGAAAGCAGCUGGAGGGCAGGACAAGGCUGGCAAAGAAAAGGGCGUCUUAGAUCUGUCGUAUGGGCCAGGACCAAGCCUCCGCCCUCAGAAUGUGACAAGCUGGAGGGAGGGCGGUGGGCGAAGCACAGCUUCUGCGGCGUCUCUGAGCACCUCCCCAGCUGAGCCGGGCAGCAGGAACGCCAGUGCUGGGGAUGGAGCCCCCUCCUCGGCAUGUACCAGCGAUUCUAAAGACCCCUCUCUCCGCCCGGCUCCUCCUGUCCGCAAAGGGACAUCGCAGUUCCUGGGAAACGUGUACCACCCUCCCACGUACCAUGACAUGCUCCCUGCUUUUAUGUGUUCGCCACAGUCAUCAGAGAACCAGGGUCCAGUGGACCGAGGCUCCUUCCCUCUUCCUCAGCUCCGCCUGGAACCCCGUGCUCCUUUUAGACAGUUCCAGAUCAAUGGCCAAGAUGGGAAAGAGAGCAGGCUGGGGCUGACCCGCCCCAUCCGCCCACUGAGGCAGCUGGUGGAGCGGGCACCACGGCCCACCAUCAUCAAUGCCGAAAACCUGAAGGGCCUGGAUGACCUGGACACCGAUGCUGACGACGGCUGGGCAGGCCUCCACGAAGAAGUAGACUAUUCAGAGAAAUUGAAGUUCAGCGAUGAUGAAGAGGAGGAAGAGGUUGGGAAGGAUGGCCGGCCAAAGUGGAACAGCUGGGACCCGAGAACGCAGCGACAGUUGUCCCUGAGCUCUGCAGACAGUGCUGAUGCCAAGCGCACUCAAGAGGAAGGGAAGGACUGGGGCGAAGCUGUGGGUAUGUCCCGUGUUGCCCGAAAGGUGCCGGAGCCUCAGCCACCUUCCAGAAAGCUUCAUGGCUGGGCAUCAGGCCCAGACUACCAGCAGAAAUCCUCAGUGGGCAGUGUGUUCCGGCAACAGUCUAUCGAGGACAAGGAGGAUAAGCCACCCCCGAGGCAGAAGUUCAUUCAGUCAGAGAUGUCCGAGGCCGUGGAGCGGGCACGAAAGCGCAGGGAAGAGGAGGAGCGCCGAGCCCGGGAGGAGAGGCUGGCAGCCUGCGCUGCCAAGCUCAAACAGCUAGACCAGAAGUGCAAGCAGGCCCAGAAGGCCAGCGAGGCCCAGAAGGCCAGCGAGGCCCAGAAGCAGGUGGAGAAGGAGGUACCUCGGUCCCCAGGCACCGAGAAGGCCCCCCCACAAGAAAAUGGCCCUGCUGUCUGCAAAGGCUCCCCAGAAUUCCCUGCCCAGGAAGCCCCCUCCACUUUCUCAGAGGAGGCACGCACAGCUUCCCCAGCUGUGGGUCAGAGCAGCAGCAGUGAGGAGGAGGCCAGGGAGUCUGCGUCCCCUGCACAGGAAUUCAGCAAGUAUCAGAAGUCCCUUCCUCCACGGUUCCAGCGCCAGCAGCAGCAGCAGCAGCAGCAGCAGCAGGAGCAGCUGUACAAGAUGCAACACUGGCAGCCGGUGUAUCCCCCGCCUUCCCACCCACAGCGAACCUUUUACCCGCACCACCCCCAGAUGCUGGGCUUCGACCCCAGGUGGAUGAUGAUGCCUUCCUACAUGGACCCUCGGAUCACACCCACCCGGACCCCUGUGGACUUCUACCCCUCAGCCCUGCACCCUUCAGGACUGAUGAAGCCCAUGAUGCCCCAAGAGUCCCUCAGUGGGACUGGAUGUCGUUCUGAAGAUCAGAGCUGUGUGCCCCCACUCCAAGAAAGAAAAGUGACAGCCAUCGAUCCAGCUCCCGUCUGGAGCCCAGAGGGCUACCUGGCGCUGCAGAGCAAGGGCUACUCAUUGCCCCACCCAAAGUCAAGCGACACUUUGCCUGUGGAUGUGCAUGUCAGGAAUGAAAGCUCUUACUCUGCCUCCCCUGGAAGGUCAGGGGGCGUAAGUGCCCAGCGCCAUCUCUUUGAGGAGAGAGGGGAGGAGUACUUGAGUGCUUUUGACAAGAAGGCCCAAGCAGACUUUGACAGCUGUAUCUCUUCUCAAAGAAUAGGCCAGGAGCUUUUAUUUCCACCCCAAGAAAAUGUUCAGGAGGCGGGCGCUCCUGGGGGCCACGCCCAAAACCUCAGGCGUCCCCCGCUGGAGCCUGACUUUGUCCCAGUUGAGAAAAAGCCAGAGUUUUGCAGCUGGGACAUUGGCCACCAGCCAAAGGCCCCUGACACAGCCAAGGGUGUUGAGCAGGAGGCGCCCCGGGAGGAGCCGUCCUUCCAUGCUGCCUCCUGGGAGAAGGAAGGGAGUCCUGACAAACAGCCAGACCCAGAGCCUGAAUGGACACCUGAGCCCCGGAGUUCCAGUGGCCAGCACCAGGAGCAGCCAGGCAGGACCCGGAGGUCAGGGCCCAUCAAAAAACCGGUCCUCAAAGCCCUGAAAGUGGAGGAGAAGGAGAAGGAGCUAGAGAAGGUUAAGCGGGGGCUCGGAGAAGAGAGUGCACGGCUGGCCACAGAGAAGCCUGAGCAGGAUGAGGACGAAGAGAACGACCCUGCCCUGGCCAACGCCUCCCCCUCCACUUUGGAGGACAAGGCCUCCACCCGGGCUGGGUCCAACCACGAGGCCAGCAAAUGGGAUGCGGAUGAGGAUGAGAAGGCUGACAAGGCCUGGGAGCCCAGACCAUCCCGAGAGAACAGCGACAUUCCCCCCACCAAGAGAAACAACUGGAUCUUCAUCGAUGAGGAGCAGGCCUUUGGGGGCCGGGGGCAGGCCCGCAGCCGGGGCCGAGGUUUCAGAGAAUUCACUUUCCGAGGUCGGCCAGCCGGGGGAAAUGGAAGCAGCCUGUGUGGCGGGGGCGUCCUGGGGGCCCGCGGCAUCUACAGCAGCAGCCAGCGGAGUGGCCGCGGUCGGGGCCUGCGGGAGUUCCCCCAGCCAGAGGACAGCCCCAGAGCCAAGCCGCGGCGGCGCAUCGCCAGCGAGACCCAUAGCGAGGGCUCCGAGUAUGAGGAGCUGCCCAAGCGGCGCCGGCAGAGGGGCUCGGAGAGCGGGACGGAGGGCUCGCUCCUGGGGCGGGAGGAGGGCGCCCUGCAGACGGACUCCUGGCGCUCUAGCAAGGCGUACCCCGAGGACCAGAGCGGCCCGGAGGCCAAGGGUCGGGGCCCUCGGGCCUGUGGCCGUGCUCUCCCGCCCAGGCUGAGCAACGGCGGCUAUGGGCGCAGGGCCUUCGCCCCCAAGGAGCCCGUCCCCUGGCAGAGCAGGAGCCCGGGCGGCUCCUGGCAGGAGUACGGUCCUGCCGACACGGGUGGGACCCGGCGUGCCACGGACAGAGACUACGUCCCUGACUCCUACCGACAUGCGGACUCGUUUGGCAGCAGGGCCUUUGAGGACAGCCGCUUGGAGGACAAGAGGUCCUUCUUCCAAGACGACCAUGUUACAGAUUCUGAGAAUGCAGAGAACCGGCCGUUCCGGAGGAGGCGCCCCCCACGCCAAGACAAGCCCCCGCGCUUCCGGCGGCUGCGGCAGGAGCGGGAGUCCUUGGUCCUGUGGGGACCAGAGGAGGAGGCCCCCCUGCUGGCGGGCCAGUGGCCAGGCCGGCCCAAACUCUGCCCUGGGGACAAGGUUGGCGCAGGGGGCCGCAGGUCCCCAGACCCAUCCUGCCACAACUCUUCUGACCAUGCCAACGAGGAGUGGGAAACGGCCUCUGAGAGCAGCGACUUCAGCGAGCGCAGGGAGAGGCGCGGGGGCCCAGGGGAGCCCGACCCACAGGGGGACGGUGGCCUGUCUGGGGCCGGUCUGGGUGAGAAGAAGGAACUGGCCAAGAGGAGCUUCUCCAGCCAGAGGCCCCUGGCUGACAGACAGAGCCGCAAGCUGGAGCCGGGAGGGUUUGGGGAGAAGCCCGUUAGGCCAGGUGGUGGUGAGACGUCCCCCCGCUAUGACAGCCAGCAGAGCGGGACACCCUUGAAAGCCAAAAGGUCCCCGGAUGAGGCCCUGCCUGGAGGCCUUGGCUGCAGCAGUGGGAAUGGCCACUCGCCUUACACCCUAGAGCGGGCCACACACACCAACGCUGAUAGUCCAGAAGCCACCAGUAAGAAGGCAGAGAAGGAGUCCGUGCUGGCCGUUCAGAGGGCUAGUGAGCAGGAGGAGGCCCGGAAGCAGUUUGACCUGAGCUAUGGAAGUGCCAUCAUUGAAAACUGUGCGUCUGGCCCUGGGGAGGAGAGUGAGAUGGGCUCCAUGGUGGGCGAAGGCUUCAUUGAAGUGCUGACCAAGAAGCAGCGCCGGCUCCUGGAGGAGGAGAGGAGAAAGAAAGAGCAGGCUGCGCAGGUGCCUGUGAAAGGUCGAGGCCUUUCCUCUCGUAUCCCCCCUCGAUUUGCUAAAAAACAGAACAACUUGUGCCUGGAACAGGGCGAUGUGGCCGUGCCUGGCAGCAGCCUGGGCACUGAGAUCUGGGAGACCAGCAGCCAAGCCCUCCCUGUGCAGGCCGCAGCCAGUGACUCCUGGAGGAAAGCCGUCUCUGCCUUCAGCAGCACUGAGCCCAGCUCCACCGAGCAGGGUUUUAAGAGCAGCCAGGGAGACAGCGGUGUUGACUUGAGUGCAGAGUCUCGGGAGUCGUCUGCCACCUCCUCGCAACGCAGCUCCCCAUAUGGUACUCUGAAGCCAGAGGACAUGAGCGGUCCUGGCCUGGCAGAAUCCAAGGCUGACAGCCACAAGGAGCAGGCUCAGAAGCAAUCUGAGCAAAAGGACUCAGAACAAGGCUCAGGACAGAGCAAGGAGCACAGACCAGGACCCAUCGGCAAUGAACGUUCUCUGAAAAACAGAAAGGGCUCAGAGGGGACUGAGCGGCUGCAAGGGACAGUCGUCCCACCUGUUAAUGGGGUAGAGAUUCACGUGGACUCCGUGCUGCCUGUGCCACCCAUUGAAUUUGGAGUCAGUCCAAAAGACUCUGAUUUCAGCUUGCCACCUGGUUCUGCCUCUAGUCCUGCAGGGAAUGCAGUGGUCAAACUUCAGGAUGCCUUGGCUAGCAAUGCAGGGUUGACACAGAGCAUUCCCAUCCUCCGGCGAGAUCAUCAUAUCCAGAGGGCCAUUGGCCUCUCCCCAAUGUCCUUCCCCACUGCUGAUCUCACACUAAAGAUGGAGUCUGCACGGAAGGCUUGGGAAAACUCCCCCAGUUUGCCAGAGCAGAGCUCUCCAGGGGGUGCUAGCUCGGGCAUCCAGCCUCCGUCCUCGGUGGGCGCCUCCAGCGGGGUCAACUACAGCUCCUUUGGUGGAGUAUCCAUGCCACCCAUGCCUGUGGCCUCUGUAGCCCCUUCUGCUUCGAUGCCAGGCAACCACCUCCCGCCUCUGUACUUGGACGGUCAUGUGUUUGCAAGUCAGCCCCGGCUGGUUCCUCAAACCAUACCUCAGCAGCAGAGUUACCAGCAGGCUGCCGCUGCCCAGCAAAUCCCCAUCUCUCUGCACACGUCUCUGCAGGCUCAGGCUCAGCUUGGACUGCGGGGCGGGCUUCCCGUCUCCCAGUCUCAGGAGAUCUUCAGUUCUUUGCAGCCCUUCAGGUCUCAGGUGUACAUGCACCCCAGCCUGUCACCACCCAGCACCAUGAUCCUCUCUGGGGGCACGGCCUUGAAGGCUCCAUACUCAGCAUUCCCAGGCAUGCAGCCUUUAGAGAUGGUGAAGCCCCAGUCCGGCUCACCCUACCAGCCCCUGAAUGGAAACCAGGCCCUGGUCUACGAGGGCCAGCUUGGCCAGGCUGCUGGACUGGGCGCCUCCCAGAUGUUGGACUCCCAGCUGCCACAGCUGACCAUGCCACUGCCUCGGUAUGGCUCCGGGCAGCAACCACUCAUCCUGCCACAGUCCAUCCAGCUGCCACCAGGGCAGAGCCUCUCUGUCGGGGCCCCCCGAAGGAUUCCUCCACCUGGGUCCCAGCCACCAGUCUUGAACACCAGCAGAGAGUCCUCUCAGAUGGAGCUGAAAGGCUUCCACUUUGCCGACAGUAAACAGAAUGUUCCCACAGGAGGCUCCGUAUCGUCACCACAGACCUACAGGCCUAGCUCUGCUAGCCCCAGUGGGAAGCCCUCUGGAUCAGCAGUUAACAUGGGCUCUGUGCAGGGACACUACGUUCAACAGGCAAAACGAGUGGAUGAGAAGCCCAGCCUGGGAGCCGUGAAGCUGCAGGAGGCCCCCUCAGCCGCCCCCCAGAUGAAGAGAACCGGAGCAAUCAAGCCUCGGGCAGUCAAAGUGGAGGAGAGUAAAGCCUGAAGGUGCCUGGCCACAGCCUCACCUCACCCUGACGGGGACAGUGCCACCAUCCAGCCUGGGCCACCACCACUCGGAACCUCACCGGACCCACCGUCCGAGCACCUGGCCCAGACUGAGAGCUCUGCUCCUGCCCACUCCUCCCACUCCUCCCACUCCUGGAAGCUCAUGCAGCCAGCUCGCACUGUGGACGUGUGGCGCCGACCUGCUUGCUUUGACAUAAAAGAGCAAAGGCUCCCUCCCUCCUGCCCCUCCUCCCCACUGUGGAGUGAGUCACCUCUGUGCAGUGCAGACCCGCCUGUCCAGUCCCCAGGCAAUGGCUGGCGGCUGGGUCUUUCUAGCCAGAGGCUUUUUGUUUUAAAAAGCAGCUAAGGUUUUUACAAAGGGGAAAGGAAAACAAAACGCCAGCUACGUCUGUAUAGCUGAACUUUUAUACGGUCCUCACUGUCCUCUCUGCCCCUCUGCUGUCCCCAGUGGUCUCCUCUUACCUCUGUCCUGUUUGAUGCGUCGCUGCGAUACCUUAAGAGAUGCCUCUUAAGAAUGUGCCCCAUGGUCAGCCUUCGGGGUCACUGAGGUACCAUUGUUGAGUGCUCCAGUGUCAGCUCCCGCUUUGGCGGUGAGGUGAGUGGGGCAGCAGGUAGGUCAGCAUCUCCACUGGGCCCAGCCCCAGGCCGGGAGUCGAUGACGUUCUAGCUUAAGAAUUACAUGGCAUUUCUGUCUUGGGCUCUUAUGAAGCCAGUGGACACAAUGACUAUUGGGCACCAGAGGUGAACCUUGGUCAUCAAUGUCGUUGUCCAGAUCGGCUGGGAUGGCGUGAGCCGAUGCUCCGUGGGUCCUGUCUGUGCUGUGCUUCCCAGGCCCCAUACCCCCUUGGGCUCUGCUUCCACUCACCAUCCCAUCCCCCGCCUUCUACAACCUGUCACUUCCCUUUCUCCUUUUGCAGAGCCUGCUGCGCUCUCUGGAUCCCAGUCCCUCCACCCACAUACAGCGCAAACAGCUCGUCAUUAAAGCCACAGGCACAUAAGACAGCUGCCCCUUGGGGUCUGCAAAGGCGUGUUUCCUAGAUGAGGCUAUAAGGAUUUUUCCUCUCCCUGUGCUUCAGUCCAGCAGCAGAUCCCUGUUGUUAGCAUGCAGGAGCCCAAGCUAAGCAGCAGGUGUCAGCGUCACUCAUUCUACAGCCUGCCAGCCAGGCAGGGUCAAGGUGAAGGUGGGCUAUGGGGCUGGCCAUGGUUCUGAAGCAGCCAGGGCAGCCUACCCAAAAGGACAGCAUCUUCUGUCUGGAGAGCUGCCCCUCACCAAAGAUGUGGGCCCCUGCAAUGCUGGGCUUUCUGCUUUCCAAUCAGCCCAGACUCCAUCAUUCCCAGGAAGGUAAAGGGGGUAAUUUCAGUUUCUCAAAUGCUAUGCAGGGUCCCUAACCAGCCAUCCACCCGCAGGAGCCACUGCCUGUCCCAGAGUGUGCCACAUGUGCAGCUGGCCCUUGGUGUCCCUGUGGGCGACAGCUGCGGGAGCUGGAGGUACUGCGCUAUCUCCAGCAGAGCCUGGCCCCUGCUGUUGUAAUUGGGUUCAGCCUUCCCCUGCCAGCAGCGCUCACUGCAAAUCAUCCUUGGUGGCAUCUGGGGAGAGCAGUCACUGCUUCACCUCAAGCCCUUGGCACCUCCCCCCCUUGCCUCCACCCCCAGACCUUACUGGCUGGGCUUGUCUUCAUCUUUACUCUUCUGUCCCUUCUCUAACGGCUGCCUGCCUGGAGUCUGCAGCCCUGGCCUGCCCUGUCCUUCAUCUGCUCCCAACCCCCCACGUCUCUGGUCACUGUUCCUGUGAUGAGUCUUCUGCCCCUGCCCACUGCCUCCACUGCCAAGCCGCCCCUUGAUGAGUCUGGGCCAGCCAGAGCACACGCAACCACCUCUGCCUGUCCACCUUACAAAUGCCAGACACGCUCACCUAAUGCCAAUGUGCAUUAUGUGUCAAAAGGAACAAAAAAUUUCUCAUUUCAAAAUUCAACAGAACAGUCGUGGAUGCUGUUAAAAAUGCAAGAUGUCCCUUCAGGAGAACCUGCCACAGAAUGACAGUACUUCCUGUUUGAGGAAAAGUAGGUCACCCAUUCUCAACCUUCUCUCACCCUGUCUCCCUCCUUCCCUGCCUCCCACCCCAAAUAAAGACAAGAGACACUAGAAUUUAUUUAUAUGUAUUGAUGUUGUAGGUCUAGGUGAAAAGAAGUAAAAUGUUCCACUGCUCUAUUUAUAUAUAAUGUCUGAAUUAUUCUGUGCAGGAAAGGCCAGGAAAUUGCAUGUGAAGUUUGGUGCGUUUGCCACCUCUGUGACCUCAGCUGUGGGCUCUUCCCCCAAGUGCAGAUCUUCAAUUCAACUCGGGCAGAGGGCAGGCCUCGGCCUCCCCACCUCCCAGCCCCUCUGUGUUCUGAUUAAAUGCAGUUUUUAGUGCAGCUUUUUAAGGUGCAAUAUCUUUCUUCCUUUCACGUGGUUUUAGGGCCAAUCUCAAGGUAAUAGGACUUGGCAUCUUAUUUUGGUUUCAAACCCCCAUUCUCAGAUACAUACAGAAGUUUCUGCCAGGACAUCCUGGCCUUCAGUGGGAACAGGAGAAGGCCAGCACUCCUUUGCUACUGUUGAAUUGGCCAAGGGGCAGUGUAAGAUCCUCUCACCAGUCAACUCCUGAUGCUGGCAGUUUUGGCCAGACCAUUGAUGGUACAGCCUGUCGCUCGACCUCCAGGGACUUUGUAGUAUUGGUUCUCUGCUGACCACUCAGUGAAGUGAAAUUCAAGGGUAGGGUGUCUGAAAUGCAGUGUCCACCCACUGAGGGCUGGUUUCUUAACUGUUAGCUUCCCGUACAUAGUUCACACUGUUUUCAAACUUGGAGUUCACAGAACACUCUGGCUCUAGUUUUCUUAAGGGAGAAUAAAGGAAGACUUUAUUUCACAUUCAGAAAAGGUUGAGUCCAGAGCUCUGGUCAUUCCAGCUGCUUCUAGUGAUAUCUGGGUGACAUGUUAAAUACUGACGUUCCCUCCAGUCUUCUGAUCUGCCUUCCACAGUCAGGGAGGAAGUUUGACACACUCAGCGACCAGGAGGCAGGCAUCUGCUCUGGUGCAGUGUCAGCAGCUCUGACAAAGGCCCUCCCCUGAGGACUGCUGGGCCGCCCUCUGCCAAGUGGCUGCCUUUGCCUCAAAUCUUUUUUGUCCCUUCUCACUUGCAGGGCAAACCUGGGUUACAGGGUCUGUUGGAAAUGACCUCGCCGUGUUCUGUGAUGAAUGGGAAACGCAGACUUCCAAAAACCCAGCCCUCUGAAUGUGAGCUGGACCUGAACAAGAAGGCCAUCUGGGCAGGAGUGGCUGGGUGUUGGAGACAGACGCUGUUACACAGCCAUGCUCCUCACCCAGCCACCCGCACAGCUGGCUAGUGACUUAGGGCAUGAGACCUGCCUUUCACCCUUUCUCCGCCCAUUUGGUAGCCUCCAAGAUGGCAGCAGCAUUCUUAGGACCCUGUGUAAAAGCUCUGUGCAGGCGACCUUCUUCCACUGUUUAAAGGGGAUCCUGUACUUUGGACCUCAUGCCUUGGGUAGUAAAAAGGAUCUGGGGGUUUGCUGCUUUGCUUUUGAGAGGGUUAUGUUUUGGUUUUGUUUCCUUUUGCUUUAUUUUGGCCUUCCUCUCUCGUCUUUUCGUGUAGACCAGAUAUUUGAAAGGGCAGACGAUGGCUCACGGGUCUGUGCAGCUUGUUUAUAUGUGAUGUGGGGAAACCAUUACUCGGAUGGGAAAUGGCAUCGUGGACUCACCCGGCCGUGCUGGACGCUCACCCUCCCUCCCCUCCAGUUCAGUACCUGUUGUUUCUCCUUUCAAAUAUGUGAUUGUACUAGCUCUUUCCGUAUGAAAGACUCUCCUUAUUUAAAUAAAAAAAGGAAAAAAAUAAAGCUGGACAUGCUUUCUCA